AUGAACACCUAUCCCAGCUCCACGCCCUCGCCUCCUCGGCCACCACCCCUGGUCGUUUCGCAUGCUCUUGCAGCACGUGGUGCGAACCCUCCGGGGCCUAUGGAUCUGACAUCUUCCCGCGAGGAAGUCCUGCCAACUCGGACCGGUCUCGCGACCAUAUCCACUGUCGCUGCGCCACCCCUAGAGCCGCGACUCGCGCCAGUUUCUGGGAUAGAGUCGGGGCGUUCCUUGGCAGCACAGUUCAUCGUGUCCGUCGCGUUGACGUUCGACGGCGCCAAACGCAGGGCGAAGGAAGGCCCGUACAGAGGCCAGACCGAAUUGGAGAUAUGUCUCACGAUUGGAAUCAUGAACUGGAUAUGGUUCAUACGUACCGUGCUCAUAUGCUUCCUGCUCUGUUGGUUUCCCGAGAGCAUGGAAUCCGACGACCCAAUUUGCCCCUUGGACAUUGUGUCUAUACCCAUCCUCAUGGCCAAGAGCACGACAAUCACAAUAUGGCUGUUCGUUAUUCUGUCCUUCCUCUGGCUGGGCCUGGAGGGAAAGAUCUGCCGGGACCACGCGCCCCAUAUAUUUGCGCUCAUGAUCCUCAUCCUCUCCGUCAUCGCCCUGCACUACGCGCUACAAUGCUGCAUCUGGACCUACUACGCAUACGGCAAUGGACGCUCGCGGCGUGCUCCUUCCCAUCUAACUCGUGCGGAAGUGGACCGCAUCGCGCUCGUGCACUACAUACCCCCUUCUGCGGAUGAGGCUAUGAGCCCUGUCAGUCCUGCCUCGCCCACGUCCCCCACAGCCCGCGGCCUAUACCCCCCUCGCUCGCCCGUCUCGUAUUGGAAAAAGACCCCUCGGUUCAUCCUCUUCCGCUCGCGCUCUUCUGCAGUCGACGGGGAUAUCGAACGCGACGCAGGAGAUGCGAGUUGGGGUCGGCCUGAAGUUCGCCUCCCAGACAACCUAGCUCGGUGCGCGAUCUGCCUGGAGGACUUCGAGGCUCCGCCGGGAGUCGUCGAGCCGCCGUCUGAGAGCGGCGGCGACGGCGACGGAGAGACGCACGAAAUGACACGAGCGCCGCCUAGGUCGGUCAUGGAGAUGCGUGUGCGCGUCGAACCCGAGACUCGCCAGCCGGAAGACUUCGGCGUAGCAGACGCGGGCGGGAAAGGGGCACCGAUGCCUCUCCGACUGUUGGGCUGCGGCCAUGCAUUUCAUAAGGAGUGCAUCGACCCGUGGCUGCUGAAACAAGCGGCGGCGCGUUGCCCGAACUGCAGGAUGCCUGUCCAGGUCCCGCAGCCGGCUACGAAGAGGUGGGGGAGUUGGAGGAACGCAACUGCUUGA
Molecule: messenger RNA, 1323 nt
Organism: Trametes versicolor FP-101664 SS1
Lineage: Eukaryota; Fungi; Basidiomycota; Agaricomycetes; Polyporales; Polyporaceae
Exons: 7
Coding region: 1-1323 (440 amino acids)
Biological process (GO): ubiquitin-dependent protein catabolic process
Molecular function (GO): ubiquitin protein ligase activity
Source: RefSeq, a predicted model, not a curated record